This is a messenger RNA of Raphanus sativus (radish), 2169 nucleotides long. RefSeq lists its product as uncharacterized. Bases 36 to 2120 code for a protein of 694 amino acids. The transcript has 4 exons. The record is from RefSeq and is a predicted model, not a curated record. NCBI's taxonomy places the organism in Eukaryota, Viridiplantae, Streptophyta, Magnoliopsida, Brassicales, Brassicaceae.
UUUUGUGGACCAUAAGUGACUUUCCUGCUUAUGGGAUGUUGUCUGGGUGGACUACACAUGGGAGAUUAUCUUGUCCAUAUUGUAAUGGAACGACAGAUGCAUUUCAGCUGAAGAACGGUAGGAAGACAAGUUGGUUCGAUUGUCACCGGCGAUUUCUUCCCAUUAAUCAUCCUUAUCGAAGAAACAGGAAAUUGUUUAGGCAGAAAAGGGUUGUGAGAGACACUCCUCCUCCGUAUUUAACUGGAGAACAAAUUGAACAGAAAAUCGAUUACUACGGAGCUCAAGAAACAGUUCGUUGUGGUGGUAAUUGGCAUGUUCCCGGUAAUAUGCCUGAUUAUUAUGGAGUUCAGCACAACUGGCACAAGAAGAGUAUAUUUUGGGAGUUGCCGUAUUGGAAAGAUCUUCUUUUGCGCCACAACCUAGAUGUGAUGCAUAUUGAGAAGAAUUUUUUUGAGAACAUCAUGAAUACAAUAUUGAAUGUUCCAGGGAAGACAAAAGACAAUCAAAAAUCGAGGUUGGACUUGCCUGAUAUUUGCUCAAGACCCGAGUUACAUAUAAAAAGCAAUGGACAAGUUCCUGUACCGGUAUUCAGAUUGUCUUCAGAACAAAAGUCGGUCUUGUUCAACUGGGUUGCAUCAGCAGUGAAGUUUCCUGAUGGGUAUGUUUCAAACCUCUCUAGAUGUGUUGAAAAGGGCCAAAAGUUCUCCGGGAUGAAGAGUCAUGAUUGUCAUGUCUUUAUGCAAAGACUACUUCCCUUUGCAUUUGCGGAGCUACUUCCCACAAAAGUACAUGAAGCACUUGCAGCCAUUGGAGCAUUUUUCAGGGACUUGAGCACUCGCACUCUUAAAGAGGAUGUCGUAGAACAACUUCACGAGAACAUUCCGAUCUUAUUGUGCAACUUGGAGAUGAUAUUUCCUCCCUCAUUAUUUGACGUCAUGGAGCAUUUAGCUGUCCACCUCCCGUAUGAGGCAUUGCUUCGAGGACCAGUACAUUAUGGAUGGAUGUAUCAGUAUGAGCGGGCCAUGAAAUAUUUGAAGGGAAAGGCAAAAAACCUCGCAAAGGUUGAAGGUUCUAUAAUUGCUGGAAGUUUGACGGAAGAAACAUCUCACUUCACAUCGUACUACUUUGCACCUAAUGUACGGACCCGACAAAGAGCUCCAAGAAGAUAUGAUGAUGGUGGUGUUGCCCCAACAUAUGCAGUUGCUGGUGUUCCGGAUAUCUUUAGCCAGAUUGGGCGAAUGGGUGGGAAAACGAAAGAGGUUUGGUGGUCGAGUGAUGAAGACGCCCAUAGUGCACACACUUACAUUCUACUUAAUUGUGAGGAUCCAUUUAUGCGCUAUUUUGAAAGCCUAUUUGUUAGUCAAGUCCAAGAAGCUAUCCCAGGCAUAUCCACAAGUGAGGUAGAUAAAAGGAAAGAUCGACACUUUAUUAAAUGGUUGAAGAGUCAGGUUGAAUAUGAGGAUCCAGAUUAUCCCAUAUGGUUUCACGAAUUAGUUCAGGGUCCACUUGCAAAGGUCACCACAUCACCAAUGUAUUUCUCACGAGGCUUUACUUUUCAUACGUACGAGUAUGGUAAACACCGGGCGACCAGCAAUUAUGGAAUUUGUGUGAAAGGCGAAACCGAUUUCUACGGGAUCUUGCAGGAGAUUAUUGAAGUGGAAUUCCCUGGGUUAUUGAAGCUGAAAUGCGUCAUAUUCAAAUGUGACUGGUUCGACCCCGUGGUCAACAGAGGUGUUCGAUUUAACAAAUUCGGUGUAGUUGCUGUCAAUGGUGGAAGGAGGUACAACAAAUUCGAGCCUUUCAUAUUAGCUUCGCAAGCAGACCAAGUUAGCUUCCUACCAUACCCGAGGUUGCGAGAAUCUGGAAUAAGUUGGUUAGCUGUUAUCAAAGUUACACCCCGUGGACGAAUAAUCGGUGGAGAAGAACCACCUUUGCAAGAAGAACACAUCAAUGAAGUCGAAGAACCUGAACAACAAAUGGAAGACAUCCUACUCAUUGAUCCGCAUAAUCAUGAGUAUGAAGAUCUUCCCGACGAUACCACUGACGAUGCUGUUGAGGACGAGUUUAAUGAAAGUGAUGAUGUUUCUAGUGUUGAAGAGAAUGAUGAUGUAUCUGAAUGAUGAUGUAAUUUUUAAAAAAUAUUAUUUAUUUUCAGACUUGAUUAAUGCA